CACACUCACUCACAGUCACACACACGCCUCUAGGUUAAUGUAGGCUACUGCUCAGGAUGUUGCAGCCGCAGCAGCCCAUCACAGGCAACGGGCCCAGCGCAAGCCGCGGUCUCGGGUUGAGCGUCCACCCGGGAAUGCAUCCUCUUAACCCGGUGCACCCGUCCUCACAACACCGCCCCGAUGGAGACCCCGCGGGCCUCGAAGGCAGCGAAAACGGACACGACAACCGCCGAGACAUUGGAGAUAUACUACAACAGAUCAUGACGAUCACCGACCAAAGUUUAGACGAAGCUCAAGCAAAAAAACACGCUUUAAACUGUCAUCGGAUGAAACCGGCUUUAUUCAGCGUCCUGUGUGAAAUUAAAGAGAAAACUGGUCUUUCCAUGAGAAAUGCUCAGGAGGAGGAGCCUCCAGACCCACAGCUCGUGCGAUUGGACAACAUGCUUCUGGCCGAAGGUGUGGCCGGGCCAGAAAAAGGGGGCGGAGCCGCCGCUGCGGUUUCCGCGGCGACCAGCUCUGGCGGGAUGUCACCUGACAGCUCAUUGGAGCACUCCGACUAUAAAAGCAAGUUGAGCCAAAUUCGGAACAUUUACCACACAGAGCUGGAAAAAUACGAGCAGGCCUGCAGUGAGUUCACGACCCACGUGAUGAACCUGCUGAGGGAGCAGUCUCGCACCCGGCCCGUGUCUCCGCGCGAGAUCGAGCGCAUGGUGAACAUCAUCCACCGCAAGUUCAGCUCCAUCCAGACGCAGCUCAAGCAGAGCACCUGCGAGGCCGUCAUGAUCCUGCGCUCGCGCUUUCUGGACGCCAGACGUAAGCGGCGUAACUUUAGUAAACAGGCCACGGAGGUGCUGAACGAGUACUUCUAUUCCCAUCUCUCCAACCCUUACCCGAGCGAGGAGGCCAAAGAGGAGCUGGCCAAGACCUGCAGCAUCACCGUGUCUCAGGUGUCCAACUGGUUUGGCAACAAGAGGAUUCGCUAUAAGAAGAACAUUGGGAAGUUCCAGGAAGAGGCCAAUCUGUACGCCAUGAAGACGGCUUUAGGAGCGACACAGAGCGAGGAGUCACCACACACCCCAAACUCCACUGGCUCAGGGUCGUUCUCGCUGUCAGGGUCAGCUGACUGCUUCCUAGGAGUUCCUCCAAUGAACGGAGAGCAGCCUCCGUAUCACAUGGGCGCUCAGGACGCUCAAUCACGCUUCUCAGAGAGACUCUAUAGUACCAGAGAGAGCCGGACUAACGGGAGCUGGCAGGAGCCGAACACGCCGCCGUCCGCCGCUUCACCCGGGAGCGAUCACUCCGACAACUCCGACUGAGGAGCCGCUCGCUCCACACGACGGCGGUUUUAGCCUGUUUUUUUUUUUUUUUUUACUUUUAUUUUUAUUGGACUUCACAUUGAGCCUCAUUCAUGAAACACAAGCAUAGCUUUUCAGUGUAGAUCAUUCAUAAAACUAUUCUAACGGAAAUUGUCGUGUUACCGUACAUUCAAUGCAAUAAUUUACAGAAGAAUGAGCCUCGUUUGUUAAACAUGAGUAGAGUGAAUUUCUAUGUCCUAAAUUCGGUCUAAACGCUCUCAAAACCACAUGAGAUAUAGAUAUACAUACACACACACAUUAGUGGCCAAAAUGAUGUCCGAACUAGAAAAAUUUACAUUUUCACCCUUUAUUUAAAUAUAGAAGCAUAUUGUGUAGUUGUACUUGGAGUCGGAUGUUUUAUUUGUGAUGAUGACACAAUGAAUGAAUCAUGAAAACUUGUGCCGACGACAUUAUGUUUGUCCUGGGCCGGGUUUCCCGAUAACGAUGUAUCUUAAGAGCGCUCUCUACGUGCAAGGUUACGAACGCUCGCAGCAAUUCCACG
Molecule: messenger RNA, 1857 nt
Organism: Pimephales promelas (fathead minnow)
Lineage: Eukaryota; Metazoa; Chordata; Actinopteri; Cypriniformes; Leuciscidae
Gene: pbx2
Product: pre-B-cell leukemia homeobox 2
Biological process (GO): regulation of DNA-templated transcription
Cellular component (GO): nucleus
Molecular function (GO): DNA-binding transcription factor activity, RNA polymerase II-specific; DNA binding
Source: RefSeq, a predicted model, not a curated record